UUGAAGAAAAAAAGUUGAGCCUCAGAACAGGCUGUUUUAAAGACAGGGAGGGACUUAGCCUUGCCGGCUUGACCGGCAUGUGGAAGGAGAGCUCUCAUGGCUGCAAUAACUUAGGGGGAGCUCCUACCUGGGUGUCGCUUGGGGUAGGAAGGUUUCUGUUUGUUUUGUCCUGUUUCCGAGGGUCCCGUGUGCUUCUCCCGCCUGUACCAACGUGACUCUUGGUGGGUUUUGCACACCCUGCCCUGUGGGGGAGUGCCCCAACGUGCCUGUCUUAUGUGGCCUCUAUGGACACACUGCCCGGCUGGCAGAGAACAGGGAAGUUUUCUCCCAGCACCCAAAAAGAGAAAGAGGAAACUACUUUUCCCCUCUGGGCUACUUGCAGCACAAUAGCUCAGGAUAAGCCUCCACAUUCCCGCCCUGGAUUUUUCUGGACUGCUUUCCAGGAAGAAGUUAAAACUUCAUCUUUAAAUGGAUGAGUAUGUCACAAUCAGGAAGAAACAUCUCCAAAGACCCAUCUUUAGACUAAGAUGCUUAGUGAAGCAGCUGGAGAAAGGCGAUGUCAACGUUGUCGACCUAAAGAAAAAUAUCGAAUAUGCGGCAUCCGUGCUGGAAGCAGUUUAUAUCGACGAGACAAGCGUUUACCUCUACGUGUGUUUGUAGAAGACUUCUUGACCCCGAGGAUGAGCUCAGCGACAUUCAGACCGACUCAGUCCCAUCGGAAGUCCGGGACUGGUUGGCUUCUACCUUUACGCGGAAAAUGGGGAUGAUGAAGAAGAAACCCGAGGAAAAACCCAAGUUUCGAAGCAUCGUCCACGCUGUUCAGGCUGGUAUUUUUGUGGAAAGGAUGUACAGGAAGAGCUACCACAUGGUCGGGCUGUCAUAUCCUGCAGCCGUCAUAUUGACGCUCAAGGAUGUUGAUAAAUGGUCUUUUGACGUAUUUGCCUUAAAUGAAGCGAGCGGCGAGCAUAGUCUGAAGUUUAUGAUUUAUGAACUGUUUACCAGAUACGACCUUAUCAACCGCUUCAAGAUUCCCGUUUCUUGCCUAAUUGCCUUUGCAGAAGCUUUAGAAGUUGGUUACAGCAAGCACAAAAAUCCAUAUCAUAAUUUGGUUCAUGCAGCUGAUGUCACUCAAACUGUGCAUUACAUCAUGCUUCAUACAGGUAUCAUGCACUGGUUCACGGAACUGGAAAUUUUAGCCAUGGUUUUUGCAGCUGCCAUUCAUGAUUUCGAGCACACAGGAACAACAAACAACUUCCACAUUCAGACACGGUCAGACGUUGCCAUUCUGUACAAUGAUCGCUCAGUGCUUGAGAAUCACCACGUGAGUGCGGCCUAUCGGCUUAUGCAAGAGGAGGAAAUGAACAUCUUUGUAAAUUUAUCGAAGGAUGACUGGAGGGAUCUUCGGAACUUAGUGAUUGAAAUGGUGUUAUCUACAGACAUGUCAGGCCAUUUCCAGCAAAUUAAAAACAUAAGAAACAGCUUGCAGCAGCCUGAAGGGAUUGACAAAGCCAAAACCAUGUCCCUGAUACUCCACGCAGCCGAUAUCAGCCACCCAGCCAAAACUUGGAAGCUGCACUACAGGUGGACCAUGGCCCUAAUGGAGGAGUUUUUUCUGCAGGGAGACAAAGAAGCUGAAUUAGGGCUUCCAUUUUCUCCACUCUGUGAUCGGAAGUCUACGAUGGUUGCCCAGUCUCAAAUAGGUUUCAUUGAUUUCAUAGUGGAGCCAACAUUUUCUCUCCUGACAGACUCAACGGAGAAAAUUGUUAUCCCUCUUAUAGAGGAAUCCUCAAAAUCGGAGUCUUCUAACUAUGGGGCAAGCUGCUCGUCCACCAUGGUUGGGUUCCAUGUUGCUGACUCCCUGAGGCGGUCAAAUGUGAAAGGCGUCUUGAGUGACGGGAGCUAUCCUCUGGACUACUCUCUGUCCGCCGUGGACCUGAAGAGUUUCAAAAACAACCUGGUGGACAUCAUCCAGCAGAACAAAGAGAGGUGGAAGGAGCUAGCUACCCAAGGUGAGCUUGAUCUUCAUAAGAACACGGAAGACUUAGGAGAUGCUGAAGAAAGCCGUGCUGACACCCAUCCAUAAGUCUGAACAAACUUUAAGAGUUCAGUUGUUUUAAACAUAAGAGGGAAACGAAAGCAGCACAAAACCCAUGAAAAGUCCUUGACUUUCUAAAGAACUUAUAGUCUCUUCUUUGAACAUUCAUUUGCUCAAGCCAUUUUAGUGGACUUCUCUGUAAGGAAUGAGAGCAUACAUUUCAGUCUAACGACUGGGCAAAGAAGUCCCCGUGAAUUGUGACUAGGAUUCUGGCCACUGUUUUCCAUCCCUAAUUCGGUCAUCUUGGAUCAAGCCAGAGAAGAAAUCUUUUAAGAUUGAAAGUCGAACAGUUUCAAACUUCUAUCACUUUCAACUCGUGCGGAAGGCAACCUGUUUCCCAACGCACUUCUUGCACUCGUCACUCAGCGUGCUGCUAUAGUUUAAACGGAGAACCAAGUCAAAACCAACCCAAAAUGAUGGAAAACGGGGUUUCCUCGCAAGGCUGGUGUGGUAAGACUGUCUUCUUUUAAAGGCAUGGGAACAGGAGAAUCGAGGUUGCUCGGCGGUUUGUGAAGUCCCAGCAGCAACUGACCAUGAUGACAGCUGCCACCCAGUGACUGUAUCUCCGGCUGGGAAGCGACAGUGCCGCCUUCUGCUGAAGAUGGAAGAUCAUCCUGUUACCAUCCCUGUGGUUUUAAAGCACUAAUGUGUACCCCAUGUGUGUGGUCACAUUGCAGGUCACAGCUUGCUCUCGGUCCACAGUAACAGGGAGCAUCGGUCAUGGCAGGAGACAGGCACUUGAAGGGAAAACAGCGUUUCCCUUCUGGGAGUUGAUCCCAUUAGGAUAUAAAAAUACAUUACAGGCGAAUGGAUAAGAGAUGAGAGAGAGAGAGAGAGAGAGAGAGAGAGAGAGAGAUUGUGUGUGUGUACGUGUGUGUGUAAGCGUGUGCGUGUGUGCUGUAGGUCUGUGUACUCAUGCUCAGAGGUGUAUAUGGAAAUGGAAACUCAUGCUUUUCCGUAUAGCUUACAUUAUUUGAUGUGACUUCUUAAUUUUGCUGAACAGAAAUGAACUGCAGCCCUCCGAGGCUCUGCUUCUUGGUGUUUUGCCUGAGCAUGUGUGAAGCCUUUCCUCGCCCUAAGGGCCUUCACUUGUUUUUGGCUAACAAGAACGGUCAAGCCCGAUAGGAUGUUGUAGUUCCUCACCGUCCAUACCUUUCCUGGAUUGUGAGCUUCAUGAACAGUGGAAAGUGGGUGGAAAGAAUCAAGAGUAACUGUCAAUUAAAUGGCGUGCAGCUGGGUUUGCCCAUCCUAAUGAGUUGCUUCUUGCACCGGCAUUCCCCCAGGUUCCACAUGGCUAAGCAAUAUUUCAGAGAAGGACCUGACCAGAAGCUUCUAAGCCUACGUAGUGACGGUCUUUAUAACCUAGAUCUAUUUUAAUGUGCAAGCCAUAUUCUCUAUGCAUAUUUAGUAUGCAUUAUUGUAACUUAAGAUAUAUUUGUGUGUAGACUGUAUAAAAUGCUUUUGAAUGUUCUGUGAAUUAGACUCUUGGUGUUAGUAUUGUCCAAAUCGUGUGCCGAUCACAGGUAAAUAAUUGAACUGUAUCAUAGACAUUAGAAUGUAAUGGACAUUUUAAAUGUCAGCAGUAAAAAUUGAUCUAUAAUGAUGGGUUGACAAGAUUUAUAGAAAAUGUGCAUCAUGGUAGCCUUUGUCCUUUAAAAUGGACUUUUUAUUUCUAUUUAUGGAGAAACUGUAACUAUUGCUCUUAAUGUCCUCUUUUCUUAAAAAAAAAUCUAUAUAUUUGCCAUCUAGAAAAUAUUCUGCUUUUACAGUAGAAUCUGAGAGUCUAAGAAAUCUAAUUACUCUUGUUCCUAAUUGAGCCAGUUGUCUUUAAGCAAAGCUAGAAUCUCCGGAGGGACGAAUAAGUUGUAACCCUGCUCCCCUCGUGGCAUAGAAAACACAUCCACUCUGUUCCUUUAGUCUCUGUGCUUGGGUAAUAUACACGGAAGGAUACGCCCAUUGGUCAGUGUGUGUGCUAUCCACAUUGUCAGAGUGACUUACAGAGCACUGUGACUGACUCGCAGGGGGGCUUGGGGAGACACACUUCCUCAGAGCCCUCACACUGCCUGGCACACUUACUCUCCUCCCCUCUUCCCCCUCUUCCUAUCCCCACUCUCCCUAUCUGCCUUUGGCCUUCUGCACGCCUUCCUUCCUUGUUCUCUCUGGAGGACCAGUCCUGCUGGACACGUCAGACUGAAGGCCCCGAGUGCUGUCCCUCUGCAGAUAGUGUAUGUGAGGCCACACUGUGAGGCAGGACUGUCUCUCUCCAUAGGCUGCUGCAACGGCUUUGCGUUUUCAGUCACAGCUACCGACCCUACACUCGCAAGUUCAUCUGCCUUUUCAUUUCACCAGAACUUUGCAUUUUUCACAUGACAGCCUACGAUUCUUGUGUUUUUAUUAUGCUGUACUCUGUAUUUCCUACUACCCAUGAUUGCUAAAUAAAUCAUAUUUGAUGGAAA
This is a messenger RNA of Alexandromys fortis (reed vole), 4551 nucleotides long. RefSeq names its product phosphodiesterase 1A (gene Pde1a). Gene Ontology annotation, cellular component: neuronal cell body. Gene Ontology annotation, biological process: signal transduction. Gene Ontology annotation, molecular function: calmodulin-activated 3',5'-cyclic-GMP phosphodiesterase activity. The coding region runs from base 593 to 2083 and encodes 496 amino acids. The record is from RefSeq and is a predicted model, not a curated record. NCBI's taxonomy places the organism in Eukaryota, Metazoa, Chordata, Mammalia, Rodentia, Cricetidae. The transcript is spliced from 15 exons.